Oryctolagus cuniculus (rabbit) is the source of this 2770-nucleotide messenger RNA. It is a transcript of the gene C3H2orf66, whose product is annotated as chromosome 3 C2orf66 homolog. NCBI's taxonomy places the organism in Eukaryota, Metazoa, Chordata, Mammalia, Lagomorpha, Leporidae. The record is from RefSeq and is a predicted model, not a curated record.
ACAUUUUAUUCUCAAAGCCUAGUAUACUGCCUGGCACACAGUAGGUACUCAAUAAAAGUUUGCUGACUGAAUGAACAAAUAAGUGUCACAGUGCCAUGCCCAUGGUUAAAGCUGAGACCAUAGUUAGUGAUUAUAGUCAGAUCCCCAGACUUCUCCACACAGAGCUUGUCCUGAAUUUGAUUCUGAAUCAUUGGCAUGAAAGCAAGUUCACGAUUCAUCAAGAUCAAUUUCUUGAACCUACUAUUUUCUACAGAUGACAUUUAUUCAGCCAGAAGAUGCUGAAGGCAGAGUAAUUGUUCUUUUUUUCCAUGAAGCACAUGCUAUCUUGUUCAGUUCUCAAGGAGUAUUAUGAUAAACCACACCACUAUUGAAAACCUGUACAACUUCAUAAGAUUCUCAGAAGAAAUACAAGAUGUAAGUCAAAAAGAGUGAUUUUUUUCUCUUGCAGUAGCAUUUCCUGUUCAAAAAUUGCUAUUAAUUUAAAAAAACUGACGUCUCCAAGAGGACAUUCUAUUAGGUGAAAUCAUCUUCGUCAUAUUUCCAGCUGCAGUGUAUCUACCCCUUCUUAAAAGUGAAAAAAGAGAAAGUUACUUUGCUGUGUGCAAGUGCCUUAUGUGUUUUGUAAAAUCCACAAAAAAAUGUUCGGUGGUUUAAGGAGAGACAGCUGCAUUUAUCAGAGAAUUUAGUUCAAUGCUACCCUGGAAGAAGCUUGAAGAUGUGACUCUCAAUGGCCUUUGUGCUGAAGCUGAAAAUGAAAUCAUUAUCUUUGAACUCCCUCUGCUCACGUCAAUGACUACCCUCUGCAGUGGAUCCUCUGGUUAUAAGUACCCAUGAAUCUCCUUGCAGACUGUGGGCAGGGUAACUUACAAGGACCAGCCAAAGCCAAACCCCUGGUAAGCUUUGUUAGCAUUUUCUAUGUGUUUCAGCUUCCAUUCUACACCUUGAGGUAGAAGACAAUCUCUGCUCACACUGGUGUGGUAUGUGUGUGUCUGUCUCAGAAGUGUGUAUAAGGUGCAUUUCAGUUUAGGGUAUCUGAAGUAAUAUUUUAUUUGAAGACAGAUAUUGUACUUUCUUUGGAGACAAUAAAGUGUGCAUUUGUUUCAAAAAUGAUAAUCAUGCUCAGAUUUCUAGGUUAUAUUCAUAAUUGCUUUGCACAUCACUGUAGAGUGUUCUCAUCAUCAUGGACUACUUGGGGGACCUCACUUGCCAGUUAAUCUGGAGAAAUGAUGGUUGCAGAAAACAUGCUAAUUCUUACGGAUGUUAUUUCUACUUUCUUUCUUCACUGACUAUCUCUGAGUGAUCACCAACAUUCUCCCGACCCCUCCUUCAGUCAGCUUCAUUCCACCAUGUCCAAAGUGCCCCUUCUGCUCUUGUGUGUUGCCCUGGGGCUAAUUGGGCCCGUGUACGGAAACGCUCUGAGAAAUGAAGAUAAAUGGAAACCACUCAGCAACCCCAGAAACCGAGAUCUGUUUUUCAGAAGUCUCCAGGCAUAUUUUAAGGGCAGAGGUCUUGAUCUGGGAAGAUUUCCAAAUACAUUUUCCAUGAAUGAGAAUCCCAGACCUCUCUCUUUCCAAUCAGAUCUUAUCGCUUCUGCAUUUGCGGAUUAUGAAGAGCAGAAAAACUCCUUUCCUAGUUACCUCAAAGGCUGAAGUUUCUUCUGAGCUCAGGUAUCUGGCUGUUUUAAAACUGCAGAUGAAGCUUCUCAUUAGAAAAAUUCAACCACGGUCUUUCCUACACGUUUGUUAUUUUUCCCCUCCAUUUUGUAUCAAUUUGUAAUGAUUUUGUUCCACAUUUCCAAAUGUACAUAUAAAUAGGUGGACCUUUGGGACAUAGUAACUUGUGUAUAUGUUUUCGGAGUGUUUUGUCCUUCCUUAAGUAAAUAUUAACAUAGAACAUUGAAUGUAUUUGUAGAAGCUAAAAAAAAUGCCACAAAAUAAAAAGAGAUGAUAAUCUUUUCAGGUAGAUGUUUCCUUUAGGCUUUUAAAACUUGUCAUUUACAUUUAUUACCUUUUAUCCAUCAAUAUUUUAUUUGAAAGGGACCUUGCUUAUUUUCAUCAUGAUUUAUUAUAUAUAGGAGGAGUCUGGAUUUAAAAGUUAGCUUUUUUAUUCCCUAAAAAGAAUCAAGUUUCAGCAUGUUAUUUAAAGUUCCACAGUGUUAAUUUCAUGCCAAAUGAGAAUAAGUGACAGAUAGUCACAAAGAAGUUUGAAAUGAAAAGCAAAGAAACAUGAGAUUCUAGAAGUUGUCAAAGUCUCUGGGAGAUGUUUGCUGCCAAUACAUUCAGAGGAGCACAUAGUACUGCACCAAAUAUCCUUGCUAAGCCCACCCCUCCCUCUGCAGCAUAUAACCUCUUCAAGAAUGGAGGAUAGAUAAAGGUGAAUCUCCCUUCUUUUCCAACCAUCCCUCUCUCCUUGCUUCCACUCAUGCUGAAUUAGUCUCAUCCCCAGAUUCUCAAUUGGGAUAGCUAUAUUUCCUGUAUCUUUGCAUCAUUCUUUCUAUGAUUCCUGCAGAAGGAAUGUUGUACUCUUUGAAGGUAAAUAUAAGUGUCCUUGUAACACUGGUCUACACGUUCUAAAAUAGUGUACCAUGGUUCUUUUCAUGGAUGAUUGAUAGAAGAAUGAAAUAUUUGUGCAAGAACAGAUUGUGUCUGGUUUAAUAUAUUCUGUCGUAAUGAGUUUUAUUUGUGUUUGUUUUCCAUGGAGUGUCAUGAGACCUUUGUAGGCAGAGAUCAUAUCGAAUCCACCUUUUUUUUUCCCCAGCACCUAGCACAAU